Molecule: messenger RNA, 2877 nt
Organism: Phytophthora sojae
Lineage: Eukaryota; Oomycota; Peronosporomycetes; Peronosporales; Peronosporaceae
Exons: 1
Coding region: 1-2877 (958 amino acids)
Cellular component (GO): intracellular anatomical structure; catalytic step 2 spliceosome
Molecular function (GO): ATP binding; RNA binding
Source: RefSeq, a predicted model, not a curated record
AUGGCAGGUGGCGAUACGCGCGGGUCGCGGCGCUCUGACGGCUUCUCCCGUCGCCGGCGCCGCAGCCCCAGCGACGAGGAUACCUCCACACGCUCGCAGGAUGCAGGCGACCACUCUGACGUCGAAAUUAUCCACGACUUCCGCUCCAAGCGCGAGCUGGAAGCCGCCGAAGACGAGGCUAAGCUGACGCCCGAGGCGCGCGAGCGACUGCGCGACCGCGAGGAGCGCGACGCCUUCGCCGAGCGAUUACGUCAGCGCGACGAGGACCGGACCAAGCGCAAACGCAAGGCCGACGAGCUGGAGGCGUCCGAAGGCGCGGGCGGACUCACGCGCGACGAGAUCAAGCAACUGGCCACGAGGGGGACAGUUGACGCUGGACAGGACGCGCUCGGGGACAAGCUGAGACGCCUCCGCGAGCUGAGCAGGCAGGAAUACCUCAAAAAGAGGGAGGAGAAGGAGCUGGAACUGCUGGAGUUCCAGCUGAAAGACGAGGACGUGCUCUUUGAGGGCGGCAAGAGGUCCAGGAAGGAGGAGGAGCAGCUUGAGCUCAACCGGAGGAUCCUGGAGACAGCCAAGGCCAGGUCCAAGAAAGAGGAGACCGAGGGCUACCAGAUCCCUGACUCCUAUGAGGAGGUGGACGAUGAGGGCAACAGGAUCAGGAAGAAGGAGGAUUUGCUGACGGACAGGUAUGAGGAGGAGGAGGUGUUCCACACGGAGCAGGAGGUGUGGGAGGAGACGCAGGUCAAGAUGGCUACGAGCAGGUUCGGAGCCAAGGAUAAACGCAAGAAGAAGACGGAGGAGGAGGAUGAACUGGUCUUUGACGACCAGAUCGACUUCAUCUCGCAGCAGAUGCUCUCAGGGCAUCAUGUGAGUGACGAGGACGUCAAGGAAGCGAGAAAGAAGAUGGAGGAGGCCAAGCACCUGAGCAUUCAAGAGGGAAGGAAGCAGCUACCUGUGUACCCCUAUCGUGAAUCGCUGCUGGAAGCGAUUCGGAACUAUCCUGUCAUUAUCAUUGAAGGAGAAACGGGAUCGGGCAAAACGACGCAGAUUCCACAGUAUCUGCAUGAGGUUGGGUACUCGGAGCUGGGCACUAUUGGCUGUACGCAGCCAAGACGUGUCGCUGCGAUGAGUGUGGCUGCGCGUGUGGCACAGGAAAUGGAUGUGAAACUGGGCAAUGAAGUGGGAUACUCGAUUCGUUUCGAGGACUGCACUAGCGACAAGACUGUGAUCAAGUACAUGACGGAUGGUAUGUUGCUACGUGAGUUUUUGACCGAGCCAGACUUGAAGUCGUACAGUGUCAUGAUCAUUGAUGAGGCGCACGAACGGACCUUGAACACGGAUAUUUUGUUCGGCCUCAUCAAGGAUAUCGCGCGUUUCCGUGAUGAUAUCAAGAUCAUCGUGGCUAGUGCGACGCUGGAUGCAACUAAGUUCAGCGCUUACUUCGACGAUGCCCCGAUUUUUAAGAUCCCCGGACGCAUGUUCCCCGUUGAUAUUCUGUACACGAAGGCUCCUGAGGCUGACUACCUGGAUGCGGCCAUCGUGACAGUCCUCCAGAUUCACAUUACCCAGCCCCUCGGAGACAUCCUCGUCUUCUUUACUGGCCAAGAGGAAAUCGAAGCAGCCGAAGAGAUAUUACUCCAGCGCACCCGUGGCCUUGGUUCUCGAAUACGCGAGCUGCUCAUUCGACCGAUUUACGCAACCUUGCCUUCGGAACGCCAGGCUCAGGUGUUUGAGCCAACUCCAGAGGGAGCUCGCAAGGUGGUGCUGAGUACGAAUAUUGCGGAGACAUCGUUGACCAUCGCAGGCAUCUGCUAUGUGAUUGAUACAGGCUUCUGCAAGCAGACGAACUACAACGCGCAAACCGGCAUGGAGUCUUUGCUGGUGGCGCCAGUGUCGCAGGCUAUGGCAAACCAGCGUGCUGGUCGUGCAGGUCGUACAGCGCCUGGCAAGUGCUUCCGUCUGUACACAGCGUGGUCGUACAAGAACGAGCUGGACGAGAACACAGUGCCCGAAAUUCAGCGCACGAACCUUGCCAGUGUUGUGCUGCUCAUGAAGUCGCUAGGUAUCAACGACCUGCUUCACUUCGACUUCAUGGACCCUCCACCUGAGAAGGCACUCAUUCGCUCGUUGGAGCAAUUGUACGCUCUCGGAGCUCUGAAUGGCCUGGGUGAACUCACGAAACUUGGUCGUCGAAUGGCUGAGUUCCCGUUGGACCCCAUGAUGUCCAAGGCACUGCUUGCUUCGGAAAAGUUCGGCUGCACCGAAGAAGUGAUGACGAUCUGCGCCAUGCUGAGUGUCAACAACUCGAUCUUCUACCGACCCAAGGACAAGGCCGUCCACGCUGAUAACGCGCGCCUGAACUUCGCUCGGGGCGGUGGCGGUGACCACAUCACGUUGAUGAAUGUCUACAACCAGUGGGUCGAGACGAACUACUCGACGCAGUGGACCUACGAGAACUUCGUGAUCAUGCGCUCACUAAAGACUGCGCGCGACGUCCGAGAGCAGCUCGAAGGCCUCUGCGAUCGCGUGGAGCUGGAGCGUACGAGCAACCGCAGCGACCACGAGCCGAUCCGCAAGGCCAUCUGCGCCGGCUACUUCUACAACACGGCCAAGCUGGACAACUCGGGCCACUACAAGACGGUCAAGAAGGCGCAGUCCGUGUACAUCCACCCGAGCUCGUGCCUCAUCAAGCUGGAAGAAGUCCCGCGCUGGGUCGUGUACCACGAGCUGGCCUUCACGACGAAGGAAUACAUGCGCAACGUGAUCCCCAUCAAGUCCGAGUGGCUGAUGGAGCUCGCGCCGCAUUAUUAUAAAAACAAGGAGGUCGAGGACGCUCGCACGAAGAAGAUGCCCAAGGCGGUUGGCCGGGCUGGUUAA